Molecule: messenger RNA, 1159 nt
Organism: Medicago truncatula (barrel medic)
Lineage: Eukaryota; Viridiplantae; Streptophyta; Magnoliopsida; Fabales; Fabaceae
Product: GDSL esterase/lipase CPRD49
Exons: 6
Coding region: 90-851 (253 amino acids)
Source: RefSeq, a predicted model, not a curated record
UAAUUAUUUAUAAUUAUCUUUACACUGUUCUUCUUCUCCACUGAGUCAGUCACACAUCAUCACCACCACAGUGUGUGUCAGUGAGAGUCAUGGUUGGACCAUCUCGCCCUCAAUUCGUUCUGUUUGGUUCUUCCAUUGUUCAGCUCAGUUUCUUGAAAGAAGGUUGGGGCGCUAUUCUUUCUCAUCUCUAUUCUCGCAAGGCGGAUAUAGUUCUGCGAGGAUACUCUGGUUGGAAUACAAGGCGCGCUGUGCAGGUUCUGGAUACAAUUUUUCCCAAGAAUGCCACUGAGCAACCGUCGUUGAUAAUUGUGUACUUUGGUGGCAAUGAUUCUGUUCUUUCACAUCCAAGUGGCCUUGGUCAACAUGUACCUCUUCAAGAAUACAUUGAUAAUAUGAAGAAGAUUGCUAACCAUCUCAAGAGCCUGUCAAAGAAGACUCGCCUGAUAUUUCUCAGUGCUCCUCCUGUCAAUGAGGCACAAAUUUAUGGAAACAGUUGUGUAAAGAGGCCGCCAAGGAAUAACGAAUCGUGUCGAAUAUAUUCAGAAGCAUGUUUGGAACUUUGCCGCGAGAUGAAUAUCAAGGCCAUUGAUCUGUGGUCUGCAAUCCAAAAAAGGGAUAACUGGCGAAAUGUUUGCUUCACGGAUGGAAUUCAUCUGACAUCUGAGGGUAGCAAGAUAGUUGUGAAAGAGAUACUUAAUAUCCUCAAAGAAGCAGAUUGGGAACCUUGCUUGCACUGGAAGUCACUGCCAGAUGAAUUUGGAGAAGAUUCACCUUACGAUCCGCUUGGCCCAGAUGAAAAAACCUUGAAUGUUUCCAGCUUGACCUUUAUGGAAACCAUGGAAUAUGACUGAUGUGCAUUUGGGAGCUAAAGACAUGCCCUAUUCUUUGAAUCAUUUGAAAACAAUCACGAAUAACAGGAAUUCAGAACUGUGCCUAAUUAAAGAAAAAUGCUGUUCUUAGUUCCCAUAUCACUUUUCCCAGGUUUUUCACCAUGCAAGUGUGAACUCUCUGACUAUAUAUGAUUGAGUGAAUUGCUUAAAAUAUUUCACCAUUUUAUGAGUUUUAUGUCUUUAGUGAAUGUUUUAUAGAUUUGGAUCAUUUCAUGAUAAAAUGAUUCCACAAAGAUUCGUCAAUUUUUUUCUUCAUAAAUAUCGAUAAA